Messenger RNA from Bacillus rossius redtenbacheri, 22578 nucleotides. Its product is annotated as protein split ends-like. Gene Ontology annotation, biological process: regulation of transcription by RNA polymerase II. Gene Ontology annotation, cellular component: nucleus. The record is from RefSeq and is a predicted model, not a curated record. Gene Ontology annotation, molecular function: mRNA binding. The transcript has 21 exons. The coding region runs from base 5897 to 20464 and encodes 4855 amino acids. Lineage: Eukaryota; Metazoa; Arthropoda; Insecta; Phasmatodea; Bacillidae.
CUCUGGCGGGGCCCCGGCGCCCUACGCCCCGACACUGUGAUCCAAUCCAGGCACGUGCCUGAGCUUCAUUUGCGUCCCGUUCAACAUCCUGCGCAUUAAAUGUCCAAGCAUUUGUUGAUCAUCUGAAUUUUACGUUUAAAAAAAUUUUUUGUCCCCCAAGUGGGUUUCUUUCAAACGAAUCUGACCAUUCCCGCUGACACCAACUCGAUAUUCUUGCUCUUAACAUGGCCUGCAGCACGCGUAUUCUGACCGACGAAAUUUUGGAGACGAGUAGUUUCACAUUUUAACAAAUUUUGUGUGAAUAAAAACACUCGUGAAGUGAUCGGAUUAGCUAGACUGCUUUGCACUGCCAAAUAUCAUCUUGGUUUAUCUUCGCAAUGUGAAUUGGUUUUGUAAAAUUUUACUAUUUCUCUGGUUGGCAAGUUUAUCAUCAAAUACGAUAGAAGCUAUAGUUUUGGUUUAUUUAGCGGCGUGCUAAAGUUGAUAUUACCAGACAAGAUGUGGGGUGACGAUAGCUCAUCUCAUGAUUACGCACCUUUAACUUGGUGUUUUAUUUUUAUUUUUAUAAAUUCUUGUGGAUGCCGGGUUUCGAUAGGAAAUAUUAGGUAUGGUUACGUUUUUUCCAAGAAGUUUAACUCUAGAAAUCGCAUGUCAAUACGAGGGGUUAAAUUAUGUCCAUUUUUGCUGGUAAAGCUGUUAGCCGUCUCUUAUGUGAUGUAGUUAGGUUGCACGAACUGCGGCUGGGCACGUGGUGCGCCGCAGAUCUCGCCAGCGCAGGAUCACCACCUCGCUUCCUCGUUUCACGUCUGCGCAACGGGUCGUCAACGAGGAUUUGCAAACUCGGCGGUAAACCAUCCGUCGAUCGACCUUAUUCCUGGUUUUUUUUUUUCUCUUGUAUCUCCUUAAAACUUUUGGUGCUUCCCUCUCGUUUUGUUACGUAUUCCUGCCGACCUUGUUGAUGGCGCUAGUGACGUGGUUAAAAGGGGGGCCACCUGGCUGGUUCUUGCGAGCUCUAGAAGCGCGGGGGCGCUAAGGACGACACUGGCUCGCGCAUGACACGCCUCUUCGCCUCUACGCGCCAGGCACCGAACUGGCGCGCCUCUGUGGGACUUAAAGCGGUGACGCUGUAAUUUUGCACUCAAAUAUUAAAUAUGAAAGAUCAAUAAAAUACUAUGUUUAAGAAUUCUUCGUGCCUAAAAAGGAAAGUUGGUGAAAACAUCUGUUUUGCCUUUUUCAUGGUUGGUAAAAUUCUUUAAAAACGAAACCAUGAAACUAAAAUUGUGUAUGCAAGUGAAAUGGAAAUCAACGAAAAAAAUGAGCUCUGCGCAUGCGCGGAAUUUGGGCAACAGGUAGGUCACGGAUAUGACGCCUAAAUCAGUUCCCUAAUAAUAAGGGACUGGCCGUGUCUUAUCGUGCACUAGGGAUACGAUUAGGGCACAGGUGUUUGUCUGUUGGAAUACCGGCCUUUAGGGUGGGCCACUGACUAACGUAGCCGGUGGCCGCAGGCUCGGCUGGAGGUGGAAAGCGGGUCCGCCGCCCCCGCGCGAAGUUCGUCGCCCCCGGAGCCCCGGGAGCCGAGGCGUGGGCGCACCGAGUCACUUGGCGGGCGCGUGGAAAGCAGGCCACCGCGACCAGGCGCGCGGGGGCCCUUUCUCCUCGGGCCGCGCCGCUCCGCAAACAUUUCGCGACCUGCAGGCAGCCAGCGGGUACAACGACCCAGUGUUACACUGCUUGUCCUUCGUAUCUCUCUUCCUCUUCACGGAGAAGUUCGUUAAAAUCAUCCAAACGAUUCCGUCCCAUAAUUUAGAUUUAGUUAUGCUCCCCAUCGGGAGAAAAUGUCUUUUAGCUUGAAUUUUUUUUUUAAUUUGUACCGUAAUUGUUUUGUCAAUAAAAACCUACAGUGAAAAGUUGUGAAGUUUGUUUGGAGGCCACAUGAAGACGCUUCAUUUAGUAAUUAAUUUCCGGCCCAGAACUUGAACUUAUUUUAGGCGUACAAAUAUUAAAUGCCGUUUCCUUCAACGACACUUAUAUUUGAGGUGUGUUUUUUUUUUUUAGAUGAAUUACAGUGAUGGAGAAAGUUAACAAUGCCAAAGGUUCUUGUGGAGAGCUCGGCCUAUGAGACAUGUAUGCCUUCUUUUAUUAGUCUCGACAAUUGGUUUGGUAGUCAGCAAUGCUAACCGCACGGCCACGAGGCCAUCUUUCCCCCCCCCCCCCCCCUAACCUAACUAAAAACUAAGUGUGUUUGGGAGGGGUCCGGGUUAGGGAGGGACCUAAGUGUGUCUCAGACCGAAGCCUAUCACGACUUAGUCAUGCUGGGAUUUGCCAUGCAGGGAGAGGGUCGCAUGCAUCAUGUGCUAUCGACAAUUGGAGUGUGUCAGAGAUGGCCAAAUGUUGUGUGACUCGGGUUUGUUGCGAAGGCCUGCGGUGGUCCCGAUGUCGCGCAGACGUGGCGGGCUGGUCCGCGGCUACUCGGCUAAUUGUGCGGGCAAUUAACGAGGCAGUGAAGGGAGAGGGGCGGCCUGCAGUGUGUCGCGUCAUGGUCUACUUUGUCAGCCUGGCGCUACACGUCGCCAUCUGCCGGCGUAUGCGCUGUCCGUGGUAGGUCGUGGCUGCAUGUUCUAGGCACGCGCGCAAUGACGACUUUUGAAUGCAACUGUGUCUUUUUUAUUUGUCCACAAUGUUCUGAAGAUUUUAAAUUUCAAUUGGUUCUCAUCAUUUGAAUUUGGUGGUAUUUAUCUAAAACAUGUUUGACAUGCCAAUCAUGUAUUCCCAAACUUUUAUAUAAUUUCACAAGAUGUUUACUAACAGACUCGUCUGCAACAUCUUUUAUUUCACGCGAGUGACUACAACUGUCAUAUUUUUUUAAAAAUUAUUAACACUAUUCUUCUAAUGUUGUCUGCGACAAGUAUCCUUUGCAAUUUGAGCAAAAAAACAAACAUGAAUGCUGAAUUCCAAGCCGUGGCAAAAAAAAAUGGAAAUUUAAUAUGGCGGGCCAUAAUUCCCCUUAAAUAUGGUGGAAGUGGUUUUUUAUUCCCCAUUUUCAAAAUAAAUAAUGUUGAAAGUAACAGCGAAAGCGUACCUGGAACUGUGUUGAUAUUGUAGAAUAUGACAUAAAAAGUAGAAGUCCUUCAGUGUGCCGGCAACUUCGCGCUUGGGUGUGAAAAUUACGUAACUAGUGUUAGUUAGAAAACCUUGAUGUUGUGAGAAGAACCAAGCAAUAGAAUGAAGUCGGAUAAGUUACGCCCAGUAUAUGCAAGUUGUCUUAUCCCCGUUAUACAAGUUUGCUUCGCAAGGCAAGGCCACCUACUGUUCUUUAGUGCUUAACAUUUACUCUGGGGAUUUUUUCAUCCUACAAAUUGUCUCGGACGGUUAGACCAUGCCGGGAGAGAAUAAUGUACAUUUUGUCUCCCUACUAGACAAGUGAAACACCGAGUCGACAAGGUGGGACCGUACAAACAUUCAUUCGAACAAUUUUUCUUUUUUUCAGUACCUUAACGUUUUUUUUUUAAUUUAAAACCGUAAAAUUUAAUAACACACAUUUAAAAUAAAUAAAUGCACAUUAGUCGCAGGCUGGCGAAGAAUGAGUUAAAACUCGAUAUUUAGAACAAAAAUUAAAAAACUUUGAGCAAGAACUCGAUAGCUGAAGAUGGUAACUCUUAUAAAACGAAAAGUGUGUUAGUUAUUUUGACGCAGAGCAAAAAUAUUUACCAUAAAUUAUAAUACUUAGUAAAUAACCAGACAUUGCGGGUAUUUACAGUUUGAUUGUAGCCCAUGUGGCUACUUCAUUCACUUUAUCGCAUCACAGAUUCAUGUCACGUUAAAGCAGUAGACAGACAUGUCAGACAGUUAAGAUAAGCGAAAUGUUCUUAUUUAUUUUUUUACUUCAGCGGUAUUGUUAGUGUACGAUCCCUAAAUACAUUUAAGCAACGGCACAUAAGUUUGGCAACUCUGGGACCAGUGACUUAUGUGCUAUUGUACCUGCGAGACGGUGUCGGGCGCUAUGGGAUGGGCAGGGAUGUGGCUGUGUGUAUGUGUAUAGAUUCCCCCAACCCCAACGUUAACUUUUUUUGUGCAAAAUAUCAGUAAAUGGCAGUAUGAUUUGGGUGUUGUAAGGUGAGCUGUUACAACACCAUAAUUUCAACUGUAUGAAAAGCCGCGUCACCUACGGCUACUUUUCUAGGCUCAUUAUGUCAGUGUGUUAGUGUUAAUAGUGUUUUUUUUAAUAAACGUCUUCGAAUUUUAAUUUGUUUUGUAUGUACUCCCCCCCUUUCUUUCAGAAAAAUAAAUUCCGUACCUGCCACAGCUGCGAGAAUCUUUAUGGUUUAAAUUGCAUAUUUAUGCCUCUGACUGUCAUGCCAACAGGAUCGAAGGGAGACACACACGACAGCCCGCUGAACAUUACCUAUCUGGUGAGGAAGUUGGUUACGAAAUUUUGCUGUUUCCGGGACGAAUUGAUCGUAUCCAUCCAAGCUCUUUUCCGAAAGAGAGCGACCCGCCCUGCCAUCGCGCGGGACCACCCCGAGAAAACACCGGUCACGUCCGCUGCGUUGUCCUCAUCCGGAAACCCUUGCUGCGUGGCUUAAUAAACAAGCGGAGAGAUGAAAAUUGAGUUUGCGACUGGAGUUUUUUAAGUAAAUAAUAUAGUUUUCAGUAUUGUAGGCAAGCUUUAAGGCUGGUUCUGGUUCACACUUGACAAGUAAUUCAAUCGAAUGGUGAGCGGGCGAGAAAACGGCGAGUAGGCGAGUUACGGGCUCGCACAAGUCAAGAAGCGAGUUUAGUACCGACCUGUGAAUGUGUAAUACACUCGAGAAAUCUACCUAAAACGUCGCCGUUCAUAACCUCUUCCAUUGAAGGACGACUGGCGAGUGAGGUGGGGUGGGGGAUUGUUACCCGACAGUCCACUCCACUAAAUAGUUUUGUUCAAUAAACUACUGGCCUGGUGUGAAAGUAAUUUGCAACACUUGCUCUGUAAUGUAAAUGUUUAUCCAAUUAACAUACUGUUGACUAAGUUGAAAACACACACUAGGUUAAUUUUAGUUGGUAGGAGGGAAAUAUCUUAUUUCAAUAAGGGCUGUACAUUCUUCUUAAAACCUGUCGGUUGUUUUUUUCUUUUGAAGCGUGUUUGAUAGCUGGUCGUAAGAAUAAUGUAAGUAGCCUUUGGAAUUAACGAGAUUGUACUGAUCUCAAAAGAGUGUCAAAGUCUACACCAUCACCGGAACAGACGAAGAAGUCCAGAGCAAGAUGGAGAAGAUGUGGGAAAUAGGUCAAAAGAUUAAUUCAGGUAAUUAUGACUAUAAACUUCCGAUACCUGGAUGUCCCAAGUCGAUUUGUCAUGUUCAAAAUAGUAAUACGGCUGCAAAUUUAUUGGCCAAAGCUGCCAAUAUUGAUUUCAAGCCAGAGCUGGAGAAAAAGGAUAUAUGGGCGCCUGGUAUAGAUGGGAGUCUAGAUCAUACAAAUAUAGAUAAAUAUGUUCGUAGCGCUAUAGAUACCCUUAAAGAAAUGCAAAAUAAGAGAGACAGGAAUGCGAUGAUCGUCGCCUGGCUGUCAUCGUACCUCAUGGCUCGUCUGCCUCGCGGCGGGUCCGCGCGGCUGCGGGGGGACUACCUGCUCGCCUCCAUUCAGUCGCUUAUCUGCGGCGGAAAUCGGCGACCUUGAGUGCACUCGCCAGUCUCCGUCCUUGGCGGUGUUGUCUCUGUGCAGACGUAGCCGCCGCCGGACCUUCGUGGCCGAGCAGGGCCUCGGCGCGCCUCCAGACCUCCAAGGGGAAAAACAACAGUGUCAGUUAGACAUCACGCGAACGGUUUUAACGAGCUAUGGACGGGUCCAGAGUGUCAAGCUGCUGCCCCGCGCCAAGGACGACGACGGCUCGGCGGGGCUGUGCGCGACCGUCGCCUUCAUGGACAUCAAGUCCGCGUCCAAGGCGCACAACAUGGAGCACAAGCUGGACGAGCGAUGCCUGAGCACCGAGUACUACGAGCCCGCCGCCAUCCCCGGCGCCUCCGCCGCGCCCCUCUACGUGUCGCCCCGCUUCCCCCACGGCCCGGCCGACGAGCACGCCACCUUCGACCGCACUAGUCACUUCUACGAGCGCCGCGAGGGGGACGCCUUCCUGCGCCGCGCCGCCUCCGCCUACCACGCGGCCGCCGACCCGCUGCGGGGCCGCGCGCGCGACCGCCUCUACAGGAACGGACCCUACUCCCAGCUCAUCGACAGAGCUCAGCCCGCCCACCACCGCGCCCUCAGCAGCUCCUGGAGCUACGAGGGCUCGCCCAGCGUGCGGUACGCCGCGGUGCCCCCUACCCCGGAGCCCUACCCCGAGGAGAGGAGAGAGGUGCAGCCCGCGCCCCACAAGAAGAGGACCAAGUCCAGCAGGUCGGGCAGCGAGUCGGGGUCCAACUCGGGCUCCAGCAGGUCGCGCUCGAGGUCUCGCAGCCACUCGCACUCCAGCUCCAGCUCCAGCCAGACGGCCUCCAGCAGCGCCAGUUCGGGCACCUCCACGCCCGCCACCGAGAAGUCCUGUUCCCCGCACAGCCACCACAGCACGGCGCGGAGUGGCCGUGUGGGCGGGGUGGCGCUCCAGUCGGCUGUCAGUGCUCCCCACACCAACAACGUGAACCCGGCCGUGCAUAGCGAGGAUCGCCGUCCGCUGGCCAUCUGCGUGCGCAACCUGCCCGUCCGUUCCAGCGACACCAGCCUGAAGGACGGUCUGUUCCACGAGUACAAGAAGCACGGCAAGGUGACGUGGGUGAAGGUGGUGGGGAAGGCGGGCGAGCGGUACGCGCUCGUGUGCUUCAAGAAGCCCGACGAUGUGGAGAAGGCGCUGGAGGUGUCGCACGACAAGCUCUUCUUCGGCUGCAAGAUAGAGGUGGCUCCCUACCAGGGGUACGAUGUCGAAGACAAUGAGUUCAGGCCAUAUGAAGCGGAACUGGACGAGUACAAUGCGAAGGCAACACGAACCUUGUUCAUUGGAAACUUGGAGAAGGAUGUCACCCCUUCGGAGCUCCGGAAAAAUUUUGAGCAGUUUGGAGAAAUUAUUGAAAUCGACAUCAAGAAGCAGGGUGUAUCUUCGUAUGCGUUUUGCCAGUACGCAGACAUCUCGAGCGUUGUGAAGGCCAUACGGACUAUGGAUGGCGAACAUCUUGGGAACAAUCGUAUCAAGCUGGGUUUCGGCAAGUCCAUGGCCACGAACUGUGUCUGGGUGGAUGGUGUGGCAGACUCGGUUUCUGAAAAGUACCUGAACCUCCAGUUCCAUUCUUUUGGUAGCAUUUCGCACGUCACCAUCGAUCGGGAGCGAGGCCGUGCGUUGAUCUACUUCGAACAGAUCUCGUAUGCUCAGGAGGCAGUGCGGGAAAUGCGCGGUGUCCCGAUGCGGGGUCGCAAGCUGCAGGUGGACUUUGCUUCUCGGGAGUGCCAGGAGGCCUUCUACGAGCACCUGGAGAAGCAGGGGCACGCUGUGGUGGGAGGGGAGAGGCCGUGGGACCGCUACGACAACACGAGCAGGGAGGUGCAGGCCAGCAGGUUCGAGACGACGGUGGUAGUGCCUGGCAACAGGUUCACCCACUACGACGCCCCUCAGCGGCAGAGGUCCUCUUCGUACAGCAGGACUGCCAACAGCGCCGCCAGCACCCCGGCUGCACCGGCCGUCAACAACUCCGGGGUGCCCGGUCGGGCGGCGUCCCGGUCCCAGCGAACAGGCCAGCGGUACGAGUACUACGACUCGGAGUAUCCUGACAGGAGGUACAGGAACUACGAUGAGUUCAGUCAGGGCAGCGCUGCGUCCCAUGACGACUCGUACGAGCAGGAGUUGCGGGACUACGGCUAUUGCCAGAGAGACAGAGGGGACAGUAGUCCGUCGCCGGUGAACUGCGACGCCGAAGUGAUGUCUCGUCGCAGCGUGGCAGUCAUACCUUCCCUCCAGAGCGUCGUGGUCGGUGGCGGUGCGAGCGACGGCCCAGGACCCCAUCCCCCGGACAUCAGGCAUCUCCAGAAGGAGCGAGUUCACAUUCAACACCUACUGCAGCAACUGGAGUGCACCAGUUCGGGCGAUGAAGAUGGUGUUACUGCAGUGCCAAAGAAACGGGUCAAACUGGAGGACGGUGACGAGUGUGCGGACGAAGUGAGACAGGGUGGGGUGGGUGCAGAUCAGUGCUAUGACGGUGGACUAAAUCAUAGUGAUCCAAAUCCACCUUCCUUGUUGGUGACUACGCAUAACCAUCGUAAGAGUGUUUCGGAAGUGCGGAGGUUAUCGGACAUCAGUAGUAAACAUUGUAGUAGCAGGAGACAAUCUACAGAUUCCUCUAAGCGCGAUACGUCUGCGGACAGAGUGGUGUGCGUUCAGGCAUAUUCUCCACAUCCUGUUUGCAAGCGUAGGAAGACCGGCAGUAGUGCGAGCGAGAGUGAAGAGCGUACGAGCUGCAGGUCUGGUAAACACUCUCACCACCACCACCACCACCACGACUCGACAGUGGUUUCUACUAUCAGUGGUGGAGAGAGUGUCGAUGGUAGUAGGCCGGGUACUCCUCUGUGCGACGAAAGACCAGAGAACUUGCUACCUCCUUCGGAGCCGAGACGAAUCCCACGAGACAGGCUCUCAACAGACGGUCCCCUUUCGCUUCCUUUGCCGAGGUUUGCCUCGCAAGUGAUGUCUGCCUCACCCCGUUUGUCAGUCUCUAUAUCUGGGGUUACUUCGAAAACCACUUCAUCUAGCAGUAUUCUUUCUUCGCCUCCUUCUGUUGCAACGUCUCCUCGUCUUGUUCCUCAGCCUCCACCUAGCCCCAUUACGGCACCUCCGCCUGCAUCUCCACCUCGACCACCUUCUCUCCCAUCGACAACGUCAUCGGACUCCGAACUUUCGCCUCCCUCUCCGACCCUUGAGGAAAGGAUACGAUCACUGGAUGAGAAGUACGAAAAAUGGUCUGGUUCGAGAGCGCUAAGUGCAGCUGGUGGAGAUGCCCUUGCAAAACUCGACGCUGCGGCAAGCGAAAAAUUUAGGUUUCGCCACAAACUGCUAGAGGAUUUAACGGACCUUCAGCCAUCUGAAAUAGUGAAGUCUGUGCUGGCCAAGCGUAGUGUGUUUGAUGAGGACAGCAAACGAUUAGAGAAUGUAGGAGAUAAGUAUGAACCACGAGAAUUUGUUCCAUACACAUCUCGUUUUCAAGGCCUCCGGGUGAAAACUGAUGUUAGCAGCACUGCCACAAAGCCUUUGGCAUCACCAUCUGUUGCAGGAACACCACUCCCACCUGUUGUCUCUGGAAAAUUGGGCACUUCGUUUCCUAGUCCAGCGCCCCAGCUCCCACAAAGGAUACUUGGUACACUUUCACCUCUUCAUUCUCCAUCUCAUCAGCUCCCCAAGUCACCUUUUUCAUCAGGUACUCCAACCACUCCAGUCAUACCCACAAAAUCCUCCCACCCUUCUGUUUCCCCUGUGUGUGCUGCACCAUUACUGCCACAAUGUGGCAAAUUACAGAAUAUACCAAAGACUGUGGGUGCUGUUUCUCCUCGGCCGGCUGGUGCGAAUCUUCCUCCUGCCAAGGGCUUGCAGUAUCCUUUUCCAAGCCAUCCACCGGUACUGCCGACGACAACUGUAGCUACGACGACAGCGGCAGUUGUCAGCACGCUAGUGUCUGUAUCUAGUGCGGGCAUGAAGCAGAGUUUACCAGUAUCUUCUUCUACCACUACAGGAACUGUGUCGUUUGUAUCCGAAAUGAACAGGACAUGCAUGGUGAAGUCAUUGACAGCGACUCACUCAUUGGAUACAUUGCGGUCACCAGUGUUGAGGAGUGCAUCUGUUACCGUGCCAACAACGGCUACAUGCACGAAGCCUUCGCCUGAAGUUGCCUGUAGCAGGAUUCCAAUUCCAUCUUCUCCAGUUCUCUCUUGUGCAUCAAAUUCUUCUCCUAGCGUGACAAAAUUUGUAACGUGUUCGAAGUCUGGUUCGUCUAAUGCAACAGUUAUUGUUGCUUCUUCUGAUCCUAGGUUAUACAGACAAUCCCAGCAUGCACCAGAUACAUUGUCUUCAAGAAGUGUGUUAGUAGGACCAGUUUCCACACAGCCGUUGAACAAAGUGUCGUGUGUUGUUCCAUUGUAUACCCAAGCAGCUCAAAAGCUGCCCUCUGUACCAGUUCAAACAGUUCAAAGGGUUCCUGGAACUGGGGUAGGAGUGAAAUGUUCUUCUCCAGCACCUGUGCAGGGUAUUACAUCACCUACUGGAGUACAUUUUGCACCAAAAUCUUCUGAGCUCUCUCCAAAGAUCUUAAAAGAAGUAUGUUUGAGCUCAAACAGGACGGACUCUGCCCCAGUUUGUUUAAACAUUCCUACAGCAACUAGUAAUCCCACCUUGAUUUCUACAAGUAGUCCCAAAGUAUCUGGUACAGUUGUGACGUGUACAGGUAUCGUGUCCACUGUUACUACUGUAGCGGCAGCUUGCACCGUAACGACAACAGUAUUAACUAACACUUUGGCAUCUACGUGUACGGUUUUUGUUACUACCACAACUUGUGAAACAUCUGUAUCAACGGCCUGUACGAACCUUGAGUCGUUGAGACAGUGCAUAAAAUUAAAAUCAAGUUCGCCAACCAAAAAGGAUGUGCCCUUAAACUGUCUAGCGAGAGAUAAGCAACAAAAUGAAUUUUCAUCUGGUAAACCUGGUCCUCCUUUCAGGAAAGAUUCAACAUCUUCUGUUAGUAGCAAUUCAUCAUCUUCAUCAAGGAAAGAGAAAGAAGGUAAUUGUAGGGAGCAGGAUUGUAGUAGGAGCAGCAGUAGCAAGUUAAAAGGGCUGGAUGAUAAAAAGCCUGGUGCAAUAUCUGGAAGACGCGACAGUGAGAAAGAUAAGAAGGAGAGAGAUCUGGCAGACUUUGCUGAAAGGGACAAGAAACGUGAUGAAUGUGAAAAAGAUCGAAGGAGAAGUAGUGUGGAUGGAGACAGAGAAAAGAAGAAAGAAAAAGAUAGUGCUGAAGUACUUGAUAGAAGGAAGGAACUUCUUGAAAGUGUGGAGAAAGAAAAUACAGAUAGAGAUAGAUGGAAAGAACGAGAUGAUAGCAUUGACAAAGAAAAGUGUAGGGAAAGUGCUCCACUUGAAAGUACCCCUAAAGAAAUUGAAGACAGGGAAAGGAGAAAGGAAAAAGAAUUCUGUGAUAAUCCUGAUAAGCGUAAAGAGAAACAAAAGCACCGUGCUAAUACACCAGCAAGUAUUGGGUGUAAACGAAGAAUGAGCUCUCAAGAUAGUAUCGACAGUGUCCCUGAAGAUGCCAAACGCCUUAAACUGUCUCCUGCAUCUGCAACUCAAGAACACAGAAAAGUACCAGAGAGGCGAGACUCUAAAGACAGUGGGCGGAGUAGCAGUAGUAGCAGCAAGAAAAGCAAUGGUGAUCGCUCUAAGCUGCAGUGUGACAAACCUAGUAAACCAGGUGAAGAAAAAGUCCGCGAGGACAAGCAUGUGUUUGGACGAGAGCAACAUAGGGAAAAGUCAAAAGACAAAUCUAAAAAGAAAAGUAAAUCUGACAGAGACAGCCCUAAAGACCAAAGAGAACCUAUCACUAAGAGUAACAAAGAUAUUCAAAAUGACAAAGACUUUUCACCUAAAUUGACAAUGAAUAAGAGGAAAGAUGAUAGUGAUAUAGAAGAUAAAGAGGAUUCUAAGCACAAGUAUGGAAAGAAAGAAACCAAAGAUAAGAAGAGGCUUUCAAAAGAUGGAUUUGGAAUUAGUGAAUUCAUUGAUGAGAAAAGUAAAAACCAAAAAAAGGAAAGAGAGAAACGUGAUAGAAAAAGGGAUGAUUCAGGUGCUGGUAGUGACAGCAAGUUGUCUUGCCACAAGAAAGAUUCAAAGAAAACUGGCCACACAGAUACUGAAAGUGAAGAUGGGAGCGGUGAACUGUCAGGACCAAAGAAACAUUCCAUCUUUGAUAUUGUUGAUGAUGGUCCAGCUUAUAUUUCCAUGUAUGACAAGGUGAAAGCUCGUUCAACUAAGAAUAUGCAAAAGUUAGAGGAGGAAAAACGGCAAGAAAAGAUGAGAGAGAACUUCAACUUGUUGAAGCAGUCUCGUGCCAAAAGGGAGGAAAAGAAACGAUCAACUUCAUGGGAUGAGGAUUCUGACACUGAUGGAGAAAAAGAGCGUGAUAAGACUAGUAAAUCAAAGCGACACAAUAAGGUAGUCAUAAGUAGUUCAUCAGAGGAUGGGGAGAGAGAGGAAAGGAAGAUUGUGCAAGCAUGUAGCAGGCCUGUGGUACGCAUUAAGAAGGAAGAAUCAUGUACAUCUGUUAAAUCAGAUUCUGACUCUGACUUGGUAGCUGUUCGAAGGUCAUUGACAGCAGAUGAUGAUGAUGAAUCCAUGGGCCGUAGUAAGCAUGUUCCUCUCAGCAAGAAAGGCAGCAGGUCAAAACUUAUUUCAGAUACUUCUGAAGAUGAUAUUUCCACCAACAGGUUAAAAUUAAAUGCACAAAAAAUAAGUGACAUCUAUUCUGCAGAGAGUGAAGCAGAGUUGGGAUUUGCAGAUUUUGAUGAUAAACAACAUGCUAGGAAAAAUAUGGCAAAAAAUAACAAGCUAAAUAAGAAUUCUGAACUUUCCCUUGGAGAAAUGCCAAAAAAAUCUGCUUCUGAAGCUGGUAAAAUUUUGAAUGAUAAGUCUAAUUUCAAGAAAAUCAACUCAAAAAAUAAAUUUAAAUCUAAUAUUGACUCGUCUGAUGAGGAAAAUGUAGUUAAAUUUCUUGACUCUUGCAAAACUGAAAUAUUCGGAGAUGAAAAGCAACAUAGCAUUAAGAAGAGUCACAUGAAGAACAAGUUGAACAAAUGUUCACUGGAUUCAUCUGAUGAUGAAGCCUCAAGACAAUUCGAAGAAGUUGACGCUAAACCACAUGUUAGAUCAGAAGAGAAGCAUAUAAGCUUAACACAAGCUAUUGCGAGAACAAAAAAUAAAAACUCAGUUGAAUCUUCAGAUGAGGAUGAUGAAGUAAUCAAUAGUGGCUUUUUUGAUGACAAAACCUCAGAAUUUAAAAAUUUUGGAAAGAGUAGGCUCACUAAAGGCUUUAAUGAUUUUUCAAAUCAAGAUCUCAAGAAAAUUUUAACAGAUUCAGAUAAAUGUGAUAUUUUUGGGGAUGCCAUUCAGUCUGAAAAAAGUGUAGGAGUGCCAAAUAAAAAUUUGUCACUUUUCAGUGGCUCUUUGCAGACCAACUUAAACUCUUCUACAAUGCCACAUUUAGAAAAGAAGCUUUUGUAUUUUGAGAAUAAUGCAUUGGACAAAAACUGUGAAGCUAGAAAGAAACAGCAUAAGAAGAAACAGAGACGACUAAAGAACUUCCAAAUAGAUAAAGAAGGUGUAAUUAAGACAGAUGGUUUGUGCAAAACUGGUGAAGAAAUUGGCUUAAUAAAUCUAGAAGAGGAAGGUAAGUCGAAAGCAGAACGUAAACGCCACAAACGGGAGAGGCGAAAGUCAUCUCAUAGUGAUGAUAGAGAUGGGAAACCUUCAAAGGCACGAAAGAGGAGACCACCUAAACCAGAGCUGGGUGUCCUGAAAAUUGAAAGUAAUUUGAAGCGUGAGGAAAAAAUUGAAGAUAUCUUUGGUCCUCUAUCAGAUGACUCAGAUCCGGGUAUUGUGAAGCAAAGCCCUAUCCCACAUGACAAUGGUGGUCGGUCUUUAGACAAACUGCAGGGAAAGUGGCAAGUCUCUCUUGUGUAUGGCUCAGAUUCAGACUCUACUUUGGCUCCUCAGAUGGAAUGUUUUGCCCCCCGUUCAGUUGAGAAAGAUCGAAAGAAGAAAGAUAAGAAACGGCGAGAGAAAAAGAUCCGUGAAUCAGAAAUAGCCAAUGUGGACUUGGUAGAAGCAGGAAGAGUGCUUGAAGCCAAACUUCUAGGCCAUGAUGACUACCCCCGCCUUUCGCCUAUUGCACCAUUGGUUACGAUCAGACCUGAGGAUGCAAAUCCUGAGAAGGAAUCGGAUGUGUUUAGAUUUACUGAUGAAGAUGAUAGUGUAGAGACACUUGUUGUCGAGAAGACAAAAGAGAAGAAGAAGAAACGCAAGAAAUCUAAAGAAGAAAAGCAGAACCGAAGAGAGCACCAUCACCAUCACCACCAUGACAAGAACAAGUCUUCUCCAGAUAGGAAACUUAGCAUAUCAUCACUUGAAGAUGGCAAGCCACCUCACUUGCCUUCUCCAUCGCUACCAAGUUUGGAUGUAGUUCACAGUCCUCCUAAUAAGCCCAUGAUUGAGAAUAUUACAAGUCCAGCUGCAUUACGAGAAGCAAUGAUCAGUCCUCCUUUGAAGAUAUUGCCAAUAACUUUGAAAAACAAUGAGAAGAAAAAGCCUGAAAAGUUCAUACCAGGAUUUGGUGUAGAAAUAGAUGAUAUAAUUCAUGAGACAGCAGUCAAAAGCAUUUCUGAAUUUGAGCAGCCUAAACCAGAGCCUCUGAAGGAGGACCUUAGCAAAACUGAAGGUUUGGCAAAAUGUGAUGAUGAUUUGACAGGAGAUGAAGAAAAGCCUAGGGCAAUAAUUUCGCAAGAAGAAACGGAGGAUGCUGUGGCAGCUCUUCUUGGGGAGUCUUUUGGGCCUGAUUUCAAUGAUUGUUAUGUUGGAGACACUCAUGAAAGUCCACAUCAUGACAAUGCUGCUAAUGCUGGACAUCUUCCAACAGACGAAGAGGAAGAAACAAGGCAAGCUGUGGAAGGGUUGAUAGAUAUGAAGCCUGAUACACCACAGUCAGAACCUGAUUUGCAGAUAGACACAGAUACUGACCAUGAAGCAGAUGAUGGUUAUACUGGAUUGCGAUUUGGAGGAGAUGAUUCAUCACCAAGAACAUCUGAUGGUUUUGAUUUCUCAAGGCCUCCAAAGACCCCAGAUUUUCAUCCAUCUUAUUAUGGCCAACAGUCUCAAAAUCUUGUCAAGCCAUAUGAAGCCAGUGCAGUUUUAAACAAGUCUCCUACACAGGUUGAGAAAGUCAGUCAGACACCACAAUUGCCGUUGGUACACAGUACGGCACUCCUAUCGCCACCUCAAAUAACAUCACCACCACUGUCUUCAUUAGAAAGUGAUGGACAAGUACCUUGUCAUCUAGAAAAGAAUAAAGCUACUUCUGUCAUUACAUCCACAAUUGGCAGUAAUGUGGAGGCUUUACCUGAGCCAGCACCAAUACCAAGUGUGCUGAAUAUGUUACAGUUAUCAGAAAAACGUGAUUUGAAUGCUGUGGAAGAUGUUAUUAGAGACACUAAUUUAUCUAUUUCAUCAGCUGCUCAGGAACAAUGCUCACUUUCAUCAUCUGUGCCAAAAGACCAGGUACAAGCAUCAGAACCUGAAACUGAGGAACCUCAAACUGAACUAGAAGGUUCGCUAGAACCAGUUCCAGUACCAGUACCUGAAAAGGAGCCAGAUCUAAAACUGAUGCCUGAAUGUAAACCUGAACAUGAUCCUGAACCUGAACCUGAACCUGAACCUGAACCUGAACCAGAACCAGAACCAGAACCAGAACCUGAGCCUAUAGUGGAACCUAAACUGGAACCUGAAUAUGAACAUGAUCAUGAACCAGAACCUGAACCUGAACCUGAACCUGAACCUGAACCUGAACCUGAACCUGAACCAGAACCAGAACCAGAACCUGAACCAGAACCUGAACUUAAAACUGAAAGCACACAGGCACCAAAGCUAAAUCCAGAGUCAUCUAUGAAUAUAGAAUCUUCUCCAGAUCGGCCAGAAUCCCCUUCUCUCCCAUCUAAAUACUUAUCAUCUCCAGCAUCAUCAGUGUCUGAAUUGUCAAGACCUGCAAGUUCCUCAUCAGAAAUAGUACCACCAGUGCAAAUUGAGCAACCGGUUCCACAAGAAGCAACCAAUCUCAAACUGCAGGACUAUAAUGAUAAAACAGAAAAAUUGCCUCAAACCUCUUUGGUGAAUGCAACGAACGAUGAAGAGUCAUCAGAUGGACAACCAUUGCUAGUUUCAGAAACUGCAGUUGCUAAUGAUGGACAGGAAGUUUUGGAAUGUGGUUUUGAAGAUACUAAAGAAAAGAUUGAUGAGGAGACACUUGAACCUGAUAACAUGACUGUCAGUAGUUUUAAACCAUCAAGUGGUGGAGAUGUUACUGUUGCUAAAUCUGCAGUCACUACUAAAGAUGAAAGUUUGACUCCUGAUGAGCAAAUUGAAGUUUGUUCAAAGGAAACAAUUCCUGGAAUAUCAGUAUCUGAACAUGCAGAUGAAAAGAAUGAACUAUCAGAAAAAGAACUACUUCCAAUCCAUCAAAUUAAAUUGGAACCAGAAAUGGAUUAUGAUCAUGUUGAAAUUAAGUCAGAAACUGAUAAAGAUUUGGAUAUCAAACCUGGUGUGUGUGCUGUUAUAUCCAAAGAUAUAGAUGGAAGUAGUUUCAAAAGUAAUGAAUUUGGUCUUUCUUCUGAAGAUGGCCGUGGUUAUAGUUGUUCAUCUAAAGAAGAUAGUGGUUUCAUGUCCACAAUUAAAGAAGAACAAAAUAGUGACAUUGCUAGAGAAUCAGACUUUUCGGAACCAGAGAGUGACAUGAAACCAGAUAAUGAUUUUGUUGCAUCCAUACUAGCUUCAGAAUCAAUGAAUCAUGCACUAAAUACUGAUGAUAGUAGGUCAGAAGUGGAUAGUGCUGGGGAUAUGCCAGAUGAACCAUACAAGGAGAGGGAAAUAGAAACAGUUUCAGUUAUCAAGGAAACAGAAGCUCAUCUUAUAAGUUUGCGUGAAGAGAGGGAUCCAUUUGCUGCAUCUCCUGAUCGAGAGCUUGAAUCUCCAGCAAUGAAAGAUAGUUUAGAUGCUCUAAUGUUGAACAAAGAAAAUGAUGCAGGUCUCCUAGUUAACAACUUGAACAUCAGCAAUGCUAUUCGUGUUGAUUCUAAUUUCUGGACUGCUAAAGAAGUUAACUUAGAUUCUGUAAUAAAAAAAGUAGAUGCCUUAUGUUCUAGUGACGAUAUAGGACAUGAAAUUAUCAAAGGCAAAGAGUUGACUCACAAAACAUGGUAUAGCAAAAUUGAAGAUAAAGAUAAACUCAUUCCAGAAGUUCCAAUAUCACGUGAGAAAGUACAGCCUGAUGUUUUUGAUUCUUUGAAGAACUCUACUUUAGACGUUAGGAAAUUUGAGCAGGAAGAUUCAAAAACACAUGAUGAGAGGUUAGAUAAAGAAAUAAAACUUGAAGCACCAUCACCUGAGGUUCCAGAAGAGAGAGCAGAUACAGAAGUUUCAUCGCUUGAAAUGCCAGAUGAUAAGGUGGAGAAAGAGAUGGUGACUCCUACAUUAGUUGAUGAGAUGGCUGUGGACGAGGCAAAGAAGUGUGAAGACACUGUUGCUCCACAGGCAGAGAACUGUAAUGAGAGCCUAUUGACAGCUGAACCAGAGCAGCAAUUACCAAUGCCUGAACCAGUGCAUGAGGAUGUAGAUGAGGAUGCAGCCGCGCUUCAAGAGAGAAGUUAUGUGGGGGUUAGGAAUUCUAGAAGAGGUCGUCGUGGAGUUGGUGGUAGAAGAAAGACUUCUACUCGUGGUGUAGCGACUCGCAGAACACGCACAACUUCUCCUCGUAAGCAGGUCUCAGAUUUGCCAAUCUCACCGCGACGAGGUGGGAGAGGAGCUAGAGGGGGGGUUGCCAAGGUGGCAUUCCACGAACAACUGUUUUCCAAGAAACCUGCUGCGGAUGUGUACGAGUUUCACGAUUCCGAGGAUGAAGGGGCGGUAGACCACGGUGGAGAGAAAAGUCGUCCACGUCUCAUUCUUACCAUCAAGAGUCCGGUUGGUUCAAAUGUUUGUGGAAGCAAAGAUGGUAGUUCUAAAACACCACCUGUUGUGGAAACUCGCGAAGAAUUUCCAGUUGUUGUUAGCAACACUUCAACUGUCGUUACGAGUGCUACCCUUGCCUCCACCACCAUCACCACUACCACCACUGCUACCACAGCCACCACCACCGUGACUACCACUCUUGCAGUUAGUAGCACUGUUCCUGUUGUUGCAGCUUCUACCAUCACUGCAUCUCUGUUGAGCACCACGACCACUCGUAAAUCUCGUCGACUUUUGGAAAGGGACGGCUCUAGAACAACUGUAGAUGAUGUUAUCGAAGAUGUGAUUCGAAGUGCUGCAAUCGUGACACGAUCGGCUGCAGCAGCGGCUGCAGCAGUAACGUCGCUCACGCCUCGUCGGUCGUCUCGUCAGACAGCAGGUCAGAGGCAAGCCACGUUCAUGGUGGAACCCAGGAAGACAAGUCGUGGUGGGAAGAGGCAGCAUGCCCAGCACAGGAGAGCUUCAGAGACUCACUACGAGUCCGGGGAGGACGAGAAAAAGAAGCUGGAGGAUGAUGGCAGCAGGGGCAGGUCUGCCGUGUCAACUGAUGACGAAGAUAAAGAUUCCCUGGAUCUUAUGGAUCCAGCCAAGGUGGCGGGAAAGGGCAAGGAAGAUUUGUUCCCGGAGUCUGAACUGCCCAAACCGGCGUGCGAGGCGCCAAAGAGCAGCGAACCGACCACGCUGAUAGACCCUGUGACGGGCCUGCUGAUGCAGAUGAGGGAAUCUGAAGAGGGCCAGUACAUCCCUGUGACAACUCCAGCUGUGGUAACUCCAUCACCACCUGUAGCUGCAGCUGUAGAGCCAUGCAAGCUGCCAGAUGCCAAGCAGAAGAUUGAAUUUCCACCUCGAACAUCAGUGGCAGUGAAGCCUCAGCCGGAGCCGGCGAGCCAGAAGGCUCCCCCCGCCGCAGCGAUGCACAAGCUGCCGCUCGCCGUGGUGUGCACCACGCCUUCCGCGGUGCAGGCGCGUGCCGUCGCCGUCUGCGUGCCGGCCAAGCCCGCCGCCGCCGCCGCCGCCGCUCCCCCGCCGCCCCCGCCGCCGCGGCCCCUCAAGGCGCACGUGCUUCAGGCCGCCCCCGCCGCGCCCAUGACGCCCAUGACGCCCCUGACGCCCAUGGCGCCCAAGGCGAUGAUCCUGCAGGCGGUGGGCAAGCCCCAGAGCGCCCCCGUCAACAUGAAGGCGCCGGCCGCCGGCCCCAAGGCGCACCUGCUGGCGGCGGUGGUGAAGCCGGCCCACCACCUGGCCGGGCCUCCCGGGCCCCUGGGGCUCGUGGGCAAGGGCGAGCCGCCCAAGGCGCACCUGGGGCUGGGGCAGCAGCCCAUGCUGACGGGCGCAGUGGCCAGCCCGCCGCUCAAGGCGCCGCACCUGCCCAGCCCGCAGCCCGUCGUCGCCGGCGCCAGCAGCUCCCGGCUCAAGCCGCAGGUGCCCGCCGUGCCGGUGAAGAACAUCAUGGACCCACCCAAGGUUGAGGUGUCGGUGGGCGGGUGCAUCGUGGUCCCGACCGUCAGCCCCCAGGCGAGGGGCCAGGUUCUCCAGGCCGGUCUGCCCGUGUCUGCGUUCGAGGCCUCGCUGCAUGCGGGCUCUGGUGGUGUGGUCGCGGAGUUGCUCCCAAACCCCCAGUUUGUGCUCGGGCAGGGCAGGCAGCACAGCCCCCCUCCCGCCCACCAACAGGGGGAGAUAGUCCAUCAGCACGUGGCAUUCCCUCACCACAUACGUGGCACGCCCGGCUCUCAGAACCUGGCGCCUCACUACGUGAACCACCAGCAGCUGUACCACCAGUACCUCAGGGUGCAGGAGACCAUAGGAGCGCACAUACCGUACCACCUCCCGCCAGGUGCAGUGAGGUCGCCGCUGGUCCCGGCCAUGGACAUCAAGUCGGAGCCGGAGACGGAGAGCAGCAGCCCGCCCCUGGAGCUGCGCAGGCCGACGAGCGGCGGGACCGCGGUGCGAGCGGCACACGGACUGCAGUCCCCGCACGACCGCGCCACAGACUCCCCGCAGGUCGCCACGGUCUACGUGCACCACGCCGGGGCCCGCCUGCCCCACUUCACCCGGCCCUACUACGAGGAGCCCCCGCCGGCGCACAUCAGGGCCCCGCGCUCGCUGCCGCGCCCCGGGGUGGACGCCCCCGUCUCCCAGCCUCGCCUGCAGGUGGCCACGCCGCCCCACGCCAGCCAGGUGCCGCCCCAGGCCGACUCCCUGCUCAUGCUGCUGCAGCGCUACCCCGUGAUGUGGCAAGGGCUGCUGGCCUUGAAGAACGACCAGGCCGCCGUGCAGAUGCACUUCGUGUUCGGCAACCCGGCCGUGGCGCGGGACUCCCUGCCCCUGAACGCAGAUGGCACCACCCCGCCCCUGCGCAUCGCGCAGCGCAUGCGGCUGGAGCAGACGCAGGUCGAGGGCGUGGCCAAGAAGAUGCAGAUUGACAACGAGCACUGCAUGCUGCUGGCUCUGCCGUGCGGGCGUGACCACAUGGACGUGCUGCAGCAGUCCAACAACCUGCAGAUGGGCUUCAUCACCUACCUGCAGCAGAAGCAGGCGGCAGGCAUCGUCAACAUCGCUGCCCCCGGCUCACAGCAGGCUGCAUACGUGGUUCACAUUUUUCCAUCUUGUGACUUUGCUAAUGACAACUUGGCCAGAAUCGCACCAGAUUUAUUGCAUAGAGUGCAUGACCUAGCACAUCUGUUGAUCAUCAUAGCUACUGUGUGAGUUUACAUCGCAUGCUGCAGUAUUCCUGACUUGAAUCCCUGGAAAGUUUCAAGUUUGGUCUGGGAGAAUAUCCUGCGCCGAAUCUGCGUUUCUCAGAUGAAAGACUUUCACCAGACAUGAAAGUUAAAUAAAGUAAUGUGCACAGUUUAUCACAUUACUACAAACUCCAGCUCACGAAGGAAGCUCUGUGGUGUAGUUUCAAUGCCUACACUUUUUAUGCCUUAUUUCUUUUUAUUAUUAUUCAUACAUUUUUUUUGCAUGUUUUUCUUCACCAUAAAUUCUGUUUUACGAACUGCCUAUGCUUCUUGGCACAUGUUAUCCAACUCAGAUUUUAUUCCUAUAACUAACAAAUUAUGAUAGCUGUGUUCUUGGUUUUAUCUGUUGACUGAUCUAAAGAUGUUUUAUUAUAAGUGGAAUGUAUUUUACAUGUUAUAUGGGCAGGGGAUUUGGUUCUUAAGUGUUAAAUUAAUGGCAUAACUAGGUAGAUGUUGGCUGUCAGACAUAGUUAUAAGAAAGAGCUUCAUUGAGUCGUGUCAGAAAAGUAUCUGUGUUGCAUAUUAUAUUGUAUAUUGUUCAUCAAGUCGUUACUUCGAAGAAUAUUUCUUCUUGUGACACAUGAGAGGAUGACGACAUAAUGGAUUCAUCAAAAAUUAUUUGUGGAGCACAGGUGUUUGUGUUUUGGGAGCAACAUUUUGCUGCUUCACAUUUUUAUGACUAUACUCUCCCACAUUACAAGAUUAGACUUUAAUCUACUAUUGUAGAAGCUACCCCGAGUGUUGUUUUGUAAUUUAAUGUAACGGAACCAGAUUAUGACUAGCAAAUAGCUAACCUACCGAAGACUUAACAGCGUGUCAAUUUCAGUAGCUGGAUGUACAUACGUGUUAAUGAAAAUAUUAGUUUCACGAAAUGUGUCGAAUGUGUUUCGGACAACCUGUAUAAUGAUGGUGGUAUGAAUGUAGUUUCUCGCCGACACCAGACUUAUUGUUCGUCGUUGCUGUGCUGUAUAACUGUGAAACAUGUAAAUGUUUUUAUCACGUUCGACAAAUGUAAAUAAUUGUGUAUUUUACUGUUGUUCGACAUCUAAGAAAUUUCGAACUGCGGUACCUAGCAAGCUGUGUAUCCUAACUACUGGUUCUCAGAGUUGAAAAUUAUUUAAAAAAACAAAGGCGUUAUCUUUUUUUUUAUUACGAAAGUGGUAUUGUAACGAAAUGAUAAAUGUAAUAUAAAUGUGAUUAUCUCUCUGUAGUGCAAGUUCUACAAAGUAAAGUUGUGUAAUUUUCUUGUUUCUUGCUGCAUCUCAUUCUGGACUGAUCUAAUUAAUCAUCUUUAUAAUCAUCUACAUUACUUUGAAUGUAAUAAUCUCAGUUGUAUAUUUUGUACAUAUAUAAUACGUAUUAUAACAAUUACUUGUGCAGUGCUGUUUGAAUUUUAGUCCAGGUACCUAUUACUAUAUAAUAUACGCGAUACAGUAUAUAAAUAUGUGUAUAUAUAUAUAUGAAUUAUAAGAGUCAUAGUAGUAUAACAUAUUACCUUCUAUGUAGAUAUAGAUACAAUGUGCACUGUCUUUAAAAAAUUGUUUCUAGUGUUGUCGGUACUUAGCUGUUCUUUUACCCUUGCAAUGUGUCGGUCGAAGUGAACUUGUUCGUCUAAAACAUCCCCUGCAGUUUUAGGUGUAGCUUAUAAUUUUUUUAUUUUGAUUUUGUCUUGUUUUCAACUAGAAUUGUCGUUGAUGGUAAACAAGUGUUUUUUCAAUGUCAGUUUGCUCAAAUUGUCAUCCCAGAUUCUAUUUUCACUUUUUAUUGUGUACAAGUGAGUAAAUUAUUGUCAUAUAUUUUUGAUGUGUACAAAAGUGGGGGGCGGGGAAACUGUGAAAGUGAAGAAAACACUACCAAUUCGUACUGGACAUAUGCUCUAGUAUGUGAACUUGAAAAAAAAAAAAGUGGUCAGAAGGUAAAACAAAAACUUGUAUAUAUUUCAGUGACUAUCUUAGGCUGUGAUCUCUCUGCAUUAAGUUACUGAAUUUAAUUUGAUAAAAAGAUCGUCCAGUGAUUUAAGUUAUUUGAUGAAUGAAAAUAUAAAGUGUUAAUAAAAAUAAAUGGAAAUUCCUCCCUUUA